This is a messenger RNA of Syngnathoides biaculeatus (alligator pipefish), 1623 nucleotides long. It is a transcript of the gene tmed5, whose product is annotated as transmembrane p24 trafficking protein 5. NCBI's taxonomy places the organism in Eukaryota, Metazoa, Chordata, Actinopteri, Syngnathiformes, Syngnathidae. Gene Ontology annotation, biological process: Golgi organization; endoplasmic reticulum to Golgi vesicle-mediated transport; intracellular protein transport. Gene Ontology annotation, cellular component: endoplasmic reticulum; endoplasmic reticulum-Golgi intermediate compartment; COPII-coated ER to Golgi transport vesicle. The transcript has 4 exons. The coding region runs from base 551 to 1120 and encodes 189 amino acids. The record is from RefSeq and is a predicted model, not a curated record.
GUCUUACAAUGUGGCGUGGGUGUACCAUGUCACGUCAAAAUUGUGUUGUUGCAGUUUUUUUUUAGCCCUAAAUAUUGGAGUUUUUACAGUUACCUUCAAUAAUGGGGAUGAAAAUGAAUUUAAAGCAAGGAAGGAUGCAAAACUAGGAAGUGGUAUGAGGGGAGGCAGUAAGGUCGAAAGAAAGGUCAUAGGUCAGGAAGGAAGAUUAAAUGCAGGUCUGAGGUGGAAGGACGGUAGAAGUAGGUUCAAGCAAGGACAAGGAUGCAAAAAGUGGGUCAGGGGUUAGUGUAAGUAGGAAGGAAAAAGGGAAGAAAAUUUACUGGAUCGAUCAUAAAAUUAGAUUUAUUGGAUCAGUCAUUUUCUACUUCCUGUAUGAACAUUGCUCAGUAUUUAGUUGCAGUCAUUCUUCAAUUCUUUGUUGAUUUUAUGUUUUCUACUUCCUGUGUGAACGAUGCUCAAUAUUUAUUUGCAGUCAGUCAUCAUCAUCAAUCCUUUAACUUUAUGGUAUGUAACUGAGCUACAGUGAUUACAAAUUGUCUGAAAUGCCUUGAUGAACUGUCAACAUGCUCGUUUGUGGAUUACCAUAAUUCCCGCUGAGUGGUUUUGGUGUGCUCGCACAUGGGUAUUAGACGGGGCAGGCCUGGAUGUGGAUUUCUUAAUCUCCUCUCCCUCUGGGCAGAUACUGUACAGUGACUAUCGCAAGUCAGACGGAAUGCACACCGUGGAGACGGUAGACGGGGACUACAUGUUCUGCUUCGACAACACCUUCAGCAGCGUUUCGGAGAAGCUCGUCUUCUUCGAGCUCAUCCUGGACAACAUGGACGCCGACGAGGAGCCCGACGACUGGAAGGAGUACGUCCACGGCACCGACAUGCUGGACAUGAAACUGGAAGACAUCAUGGACACCAUCAACAGCGUGAAGUCGCGGCUGGGCAAGAGUGUGCAGAUCCAAACGGUGCUGCGCGCCUUCGAGGCCCGCGACCGCAACCUGCAGGAGAGCAACUUUGACCGGGUCAACUUUUGGUCGGUGGUCAACUUGGUGGCCAUGAUGCUGGUGUCGGGCGUGCAGGUCUACUUGGUCCGCUCGCUCUUCGAGGACAAGAGGAAAAUUCGUACGUAACAAACUGUGUCGAGGGAGCGGGGAAAAACAAAAACAACAACAACACUGUUUGGGGUAUUUCAGAAAAAUGAGCCCUGGGUUUUUUGUUUUUUUUUUUCGGCUCAUGAGUCCACUGGAUAUUGAAGUUGAAGGGAGUUCUGUUUGUUGACAUAAUUCUGCCAGCAAUUUUUAUUACUGAUUGGACUCGCAAUGCUUGAUCAUUGUUUCUUAGCCUAAAAAUCGUGUCACUGUUAACGCUGCGUAGAACUGUUGUACACAGAGAUGGAGUUCCUCAACCCAUCCCACAUGCCAACACGCACAAACACGGUUGUCUUCCUUUCACAAGUAUUAUUUCAUAAAUGUCAGUGUUUAUUUCCAGCGGACAAAUCCAUCUGGUGUUGCGUUCGAGUGAUUUUCGUAAAGCAUAUAAUCUGCCAAGAAUUUGAUAUAUUUUAUUGUUACAAUCACAAAGAUUUAUGUAUAGUGAUUACAGAGCAGAAUUUGUCUCAAGUUCAGAGGUCGCA